Molecule: messenger RNA, 2390 nt
Organism: Arachis ipaensis
Lineage: Eukaryota; Viridiplantae; Streptophyta; Magnoliopsida; Fabales; Fabaceae
Product: 3-hydroxy-3-methylglutaryl-coenzyme A reductase 3
Biological process (GO): sterol biosynthetic process; coenzyme A metabolic process; isoprenoid biosynthetic process
Cellular component (GO): endoplasmic reticulum membrane; peroxisomal membrane
Molecular function (GO): hydroxymethylglutaryl-CoA reductase (NADPH) activity; protein binding
Source: RefSeq, a predicted model, not a curated record
CACCAAAACCUCUCUCUAUAAAUCACUCUCUGAACUCUCGGAAUUUCCUUCAUUUUCAACCGUUAGCUCCAAACUUUUCCUUCCCUUCUUUUCUCUGCUUCUGGAUUUCUGUUUUCCUUCGGUUCCUUGAUCUACAUUUUCCCCAAACGUAGAUCAGUUUCCGUCAGGAAAAUGGAGCUUCGCCGGAGACACGUCGCUGCAGCUGCCGUUGCCGCCGGCGAAUCACUCAAAAUCCAGAAGCCCGCUGGGGACUCGUCAAUUUUCCCUCUUUACCUAACCAACGCUGUUUCCUUCGGAGCCUUCUUCUCCGUCGCGUACUUUCUCCUCCACCGCUGGCGCGAGAAGAUCCGAACAUCGACCCCGCUUCAUGUCAUAACCGCUGAUGAAUCCGCCGCGAUCGCUUUACUCGUUGCGUCUGCCGUGUAUCUCUUCAGGUUCUUCGGCAUCGGCCUCUCACGCGCUUCCGUUGACGAUGAUCUCUCUGACGAAGAGAUAAUCGCCAAGGAGGACGGCCGGACGCCGGGGCCGUGUCCUGCCGCCAUCUCAGAGGAGACGGCUGUGAUUCCCUCACCAAUACCGGCGAAAGCCUUGUUUAGGACUGAUUCGGAUUCAUUGUCAACGGAAGACGAGGAGAUCAUCCAGGCUGUGGUUUCAGGCUCAGUGCCAUCAUAUUCCCUGGAAUCAAAGCUUGGAGACUGUCGCCGGGCGGCGGCUGUUCGGCGCGAGGCUGUUCAGAGGUUGACAGGGAGGUCAUUGGAGGGUUUGCCAGUGGGAGGAUUUGAUUAUGAGUCAAUAUUGGGGCAAUGCUGUGAAAUGCCAAUAGGGUUCGUGCAGAUUCCAGUAGGUGUGGCAGGUCCAUUGUUGCUUGAUGGGAGAGAGUACACUGUGCCAAUGGCAACCACAGAAGGAUGCCUUGUUGCCAGUACCAACAGAGGCUGCAAGGCCAUCUAUGCCUCCGGUGGGGCUACCUCCGUGCUCAUGAGGGAUGGUAUGACAAGAGCACCGGUGGUUCGGUUUGCCACCGCCAAGAGGGCUGCACAGCUGAAGUUCUACUUGGAGGAUCCUCUCAACUUUGAGUCUAUAGCUGUAGUUUUCAACAAGUCAAGCAGGUUUGCUAGGUUACAGAAUAUUCAGCCUAAUAUUGCUGGCAAGAAUUUGUACAUUAGAUUUCGUUGCAGCACUGGAGACGCCAUGGGGAUGAACAUGGUUUCCAAAGGUGUCCAAAACGUCCUUGAUUUCCUUCAGAGUGACUUCCCGGACAUGGAAGUUAUUGGAAUCUCUGGAAAUUUCUGCUCGGACAAGAAGGCUGCUGCUGUUAACUGGAUUGAAGGUCGCGGUAAGUCUGUGGUCUGUGAGGCUGUCAUUAAGGAAGAGGUAAUUAAGAAGGUGUUGAAAACUAGUGUGGAAUCCCUAGUAGAGCUUAACGUGCUUAAAAACCUUACCGGAUCAGCAAUAGCUGGUGCUCUUGGCGGGUUCAAUGCCCAUGCUAGCAACAUUGUCUCUGCUAUCUACCUAGCCACUGGUCAGGAUCCUGCUCAGAAUGUGGAGAGUUCCCACUGCAUCACCAUGAUGGAACCAGUGAACAAUGGCAAGGACCUUCACAUAUCUGUCACCAUGCCUUCCAUUGAGGUGGGUACUGUUGGAGGGGGCACACAACUUGCUUCUCAGUCAGCUUGCCUCAAUUUACUUGGAGUCAAGGGCGCCAGUAAAGAAACCCCGGGUGCAAAUGCUAGGCUACUGGCCGCCAUAGUAGCAGGUUCAGUCCUCGCCGGAGAGCUUUCGCUCAUGUCUGCAAUCGCAGCUGGGCAGCUUGUUAAGAGCCACAUGAAAUACAACAGAUCAAGCAGAAAUAUCACAAAUGUUGUAUCAUGACAUGCAACCAAUGACAGCAGAUUAGUUUUGAAAAAUAAUAACCGCCCAAGCAUCUAAUAUUGGCCCAAAAAAAGUAGCUAGGUAAGAUUCAAAGGGCUACUUUCUGUUGAUAAAUAAAAAGUCAUGGUCAACUAGUCUCCAAGAUAAUGUGGUAAGACACAAAUAGAGAAAAAGAACACAGGCUGCAUUAGACUCAAAUGAGUGUGUGCUCCAUGUGAUGUCUUGUCUCAUUUUUUUGAGGCUGUACUGAGAAAGGAGACUUCAAUCAAUGGGUGGAGGAUAAAACAAAGAAGCAGCUACACCUUUGGCAUUAGUUUUAAUUCUUUUUUUCUUCAAGUAAUUUAUUUCUGUGUUGGGUGCUGUUCUCUAGUUUUAAGCUACUGCCUUAAAGUUGUGAUAAUUUAGUCUUCAGUAUGUUGUAAUCUCAUCUUUUUAUUUGUAAACUUAGCAAGAACUGCCGCAGAAUACAGAAUAUUAUUAGCCUGAUAGAGAUUGGUCUAACUGUGAUUGCUGGUGAA